UAGCCCUACAAAGUGAUAAGCAGUCUAGAAAGCAGGAUAGUGAAAAACAGCAACAGAAAUUCAAUGCACCAGCACUUGAUGUUAACAGUACAAAACAGGUGAUUCGCCAUACGUCUUUCAGCAGCAAUCCAGUGGAAGAACUUGUAUACGUAAAUAGAAACCAUCCUUGCGAUCCCAAAAAUAUUUCUCGGUCACUAAGAGGGAAUGAAAUUUGGGAAACUGAAGAGGAAUUGAGAGCUGUUUGCAUUUUGUACAGAGUUACCAAAACACCUGUGAUGAAAGUUAAACAGUUGGAUAAGAUGUGUCAUGAAAAUGAAGGAGACAAUCUCAAAUCAGAUAGUAAAAUUUCUACGAUUUCUGAACAGCUAAGUGGAAGUGUGAUGCCAUUCAAAGAUAAUAAAAUUAGUAAAUUAAAAACUGAUGAAAACGAUGGAUCAUUUUUUCAAAGUAUCAAAGCUAUGAAAGAAAUAUAUACCAAUCCGGUGUACGUCCUCAUAAGCAUCUGCAUGGCAACAUAUGUUAUCAUUUUCAUACCAAUCAUAACCGUGACCGUGGACUACAGCAAAGACAAAGGGAUUUCGGAAUCUUAUGGGAAGUACCUCAUCAAUGCCCUUGCAAUUGGUGACUUAGUUGGAAGACUUUGUUUUGGUUGGGUGACUGAUCGAGGCUUCAUGACGAUUCCUUCCUUCGUGACAACGUUGCUGGUCUUGCAAGGCAUCUUCAUUGCACUGUUUCCUAUUACCAAUUCCCUGUACACCUUCAUGACACUUCAAGUCCUUUAUGGAAUGGCAUCUGGGAGUAUGCUCGUGCUAUUUCCUGUACUGGUGCUAAAGUAUGUGGACAUGAAUAAACAAGCAGUAGCAAUAGCUUGUGUUGGCUUCCUUUCUGGUUUAGUCUCAUUCUGCAUACCGCCACUCAUUGGUUACUUUCGAGAUAAAGUUGGAUCUUACGAUGGAAUGUUCUAUUUAACCGGAGGAGUAUCCAUUAUAUCAGGAGGAAUGUGGUUGCUGGAACCCGUUGUCGUUAAACUUUAUUAUGGAGACGAUUAUCAGGAAAAAAUUGACAAUAAAAACUACUUUAAGAACAUCGAAGGGCAUGAAAAAGAAGCCAAACCAAGCUGAUCAGGAGUAGAAGAAACCCUUGAAAACGUACCUGACAUGUUCUAGCUCAGGGAAAUUGAAACAGAGCUUUAUUUUACUUUUAAUGAUUUAAAGUUUCAGUUGCACAUCAGAACUAUUUAUUCUCUCUCAACGCUUUCAACGAGUUAAAGCAAGAAAUAUUUAUGUAAUGGUUUUUACUGUUUUUGUAUUA
Molecule: messenger RNA, 1311 nt
Organism: Parasteatoda tepidariorum (common house spider)
Lineage: Eukaryota; Metazoa; Arthropoda; Arachnida; Araneae; Theridiidae
Product: putative monocarboxylate transporter 5
Biological process (GO): transmembrane transport
Molecular function (GO): monocarboxylic acid transmembrane transporter activity
Source: RefSeq, a predicted model, not a curated record